Messenger RNA from Synchiropus splendidus (mandarinfish), 2141 nucleotides. It is a transcript of the gene ptafr, whose product is annotated as platelet-activating factor receptor. The coding region runs from base 44 to 1171 and encodes 375 amino acids. The record is from RefSeq and is a predicted model, not a curated record. Gene Ontology annotation, molecular function: G protein-coupled purinergic nucleotide receptor activity; platelet activating factor receptor activity. Gene Ontology annotation, biological process: chemotaxis; G protein-coupled receptor signaling pathway. Gene Ontology annotation, cellular component: membrane. Lineage: Eukaryota; Metazoa; Chordata; Actinopteri; Syngnathiformes; Callionymidae. The transcript has 2 exons.
CGCGAGACCUGACAUCUGGACCACAAGUGUUGUGCGAGUCACCAUGUCGGCCACCACAGAGAGCCCCGCCUCUUCUAACAGCACGAACCUGCUGGAUUCGGAGUUUCGCUAUCAGCUAUUGACAGUAUCAUACAGCAUCAUUUUCAUCCUUGGACUCUUCGCCAAUCUCUACGUGCUGUUCGUCCUGCGAGGCCUGCGAGGCGCCAAAGCCAUGGGCGAGAUCCGAAUCUACAUGACAAACCUGACGGUGGCCGACCUCCUGUUUGUGUGCGCCCUUCCCUUUUGGAUUAGCUACUACCAUCGCGAUGGCCACUGGAUUUUCGGGGACCUCCUUUGCCGCCUGACGGGGCCACAAUUCUUCAUCAACACCUACUGCUCCAUCCUCUUCCUCGGGGUGAUCAGCGUGAACCGGUAUUGGGCGGUCACCAGACCUUUGGACGCAGCCUGUUCGGACCACCGCCGCCGGGGCAUCAUCGUGAGCAUCAUCAUUUGGACCGUGACCAUUGCCAUGGCGUUACCCUACUUGAUAUCUCCAGCCACAAACAUGGACAAGCAGAACAUCACCCGCUGUUUCGAAGGCUACCAAAACGACGACGACGGCUCCAAGAGGAAGCUGCUGGCCACUCAUUUAGCCAUCAUCGCCUUGUUUUUUGUGGUUUUCUUCCUUGUUCUGAUCUGCAACCUUCUCAUCGCACGAACUUUACUCACACAAAGUCCUAUAAAGACGGGAUUAAAGGCAUCAGCAGGUGUAACAAGAAAGUCAGUGUCCGCUAAAAGCCCCACCGGGGUCAAGAGGCGCGCUCUGCAGAUGCUUAUAGCCGUCGUCGGGGUCUUCAUCGUCUGCUUCCUCCCUCACCAUGUGGUUCAGGGGUUCUGGACGGCGGCGGUGUUGCAGAUCAAAGAGGGCUGGGGUCAGGUGGACUGGACCGACAACACGCGCCAGGCUCUGAAUGACGCCCAUCAGGUGACUCUGGUUCUGAUGGGCCUCAACUGCGUUUUGGACCCAGUGGUUUACUGCUUCGCCACCAGGAAAUUCCGAAGGUUCAUCGUGGCUCACUUGAAGAAGCUAGCGAAGGGCGAGAGGUGCACACAGGCGUUCACGACGGAGCUCUCGGUGGACAGCCACAACCAGAGCCAGAGAUUCAACAACGAACGCAAUGAGAUGGAGUGACAAAAAAAAAACAAAAACAUUUUUGUACAUAAAGAUGGAAUAAAACUGGAUUUUGGUUGCUGAAAAAAAGAUUUCUCAUUGUCAUUGAUAUUUUGCUUAUCUUUUUGUCUGCCUUACUUUGCUGUUUUUCCAUUUAGCUUAUAUUUAUUUUUUUCCUCCUUCAUUUUCUACAGUUCUCUAGAAUCCUUGCAUCAAUUUUUUUACUGCUUUUAUGUUUCAUUGAAUGUUUAAACUCAACGGGUCAGUGGUGUGUUUACAAUGUAUGUUUAUAAUGUUCAUUAAUUUAAAAAAAGAACAGUUUGAAGAAUGAGUGAGAUAUUCAUGAGAUAGAAAAGAAAAAAUCUGAUAAAUUGCAGGCAGCAGAUCACAGUCACAGUUUUUAAUCUGAAACAAAACAGAGAAAACUAGCAUCCAAAAAUGUAUAUUUUUUAACAAAAAAAAAGAACUCUCUCUGUUUCAGUGUCAUCAGAAUUAAUCUUUGUUUUGUACAAUCUGUGAUGAGGAAGUGUCGUGUCACAAAGUGUUUCCUCUCUUCUCCCUGAAUUUCUUCACAACAGUGUCGACUUGCGUGUGAUUUUUUUUUAUGACAGUGGAGUUUUAUCUAGCUCCAAAAGUGUCCACUACUUUCAGCUGGAAGUCUGCAGUCAGUACUGAGAGCACCGUGAACAAUGUCAGUCCCUCAGAUUGGAGAACCAACUUGAAGAAAUGAAGUUUCCAGGAACUUUAAGUAAAUAGCGAGUAUUGCACCACUUGUCUUGUUCUUCCUGUGUGACGGUGGAAAGCAGAAGUUGGACGGGUGUGUUUAAAAAAAUGAGCCACUGAAUACACAACAGCUUUUAUUGUCUAACCGUCUGGAAAGUAUCUUCAGUACUGUUGACCACACAACAGAACAUCAAGUAUUUGUUGAUGUGCAUGACGUUGAUGUAUUCACCUCAAUGCCACAAGAAGAACCAAGAAACAAACAAAAGUA